AUGGGUAAUUGCUUCAAUUAAGAUGAGAAUAGCAAAACAUCCAUUAAAUCACUAAAGAAGGUAGAUUAUAUGUAGUCUCAGUCCCCUAAGGACUUGGAUGCAAGUAAAAUCACUUUAAAGGACUUUCUAAGUUAAGGUUAGAUAGGAAGGGGCUAAUUUGGAAGGGUUUUAAAAGUUAAAAUGAAGAGCAACAAUUAAGAAUACGCUAUGAAAGUUAUUAAAAAGUCGGACAUCAUUCAAUAUGGGUUGGUGGAACAUACGAUGCUUGAAAAGAGUGUGCUAAUUAGAAGCCAAAACCCUUUUGUUGUCAAGCUAAAAUACUCUUUCUAAACAGAUUAAAAACUCUAUUUUGUAAUGGAAUUAGUGACUGGAGGUCAACUUGCCAAAGUUCUUGGUAGGUAGCGAGAGAAACGAUUCACACAAUUUUAAGCCUAGUUUUGUGCCGCUGAGAUAGUUCUUGCAUUAUAAUACAUCCACGAGACCUUGAAGGUCAUAUACAGAGAUUUAAAACCGGAUAACGUUUUGGUUACUUCAGAUGGCCAUCUGAAAUUAACAGAUUUCGGAUUAUCGAAGUAAUAUGACUCUUAGGACAUGAAAUUCUUUACCUUUGUCGGAACCCCAGAAUACAUAGCACCAGAAAUUUUGUUGAAGUCUGGGCACAAUUCGUCAGUUGAUUGGUGGAGCCUAGGGAUACUGUUGUAUGAAAUGCUUGUAGGUUACACGCCCUUCAGAGAUAGAUCUAAUAAUUUAAGGGUGAUAGAGAAUAAAAUUAUAUAAAACGAAUUAGUAUUUCCUGAUUUUAUAUCCACUGAAGCAAAGGAUUUUAUUUCUCAACUCUUGAAUAAGGAUCCUUAUUAACGUUUAGAUCCAUAGAUUAAAUAAAGAACCAUUUAUUUUUUUCUUAAAUUAAUUGGGAGGAUAUUUAUAAUUUAAAAGUAAAAUCACCAAUUUUACAAAGUGUUACUAAGAUAUUGGAAUAGCAAUAAACAGAAUGCAAAGUUGCUCCCAAGAAAAUAUUUGAAACUCCUCAAUCCCAAAUAGGAUAAGCUGAUUGCUAAUUUGAAGGUUUUUCAGUUGAUCGUGAUGAAUUUUGAAAUAUAUUUAGAGUUUUUAAAAUUUCUUUCUUGUUUUCAAGCAUAAUUUUUAUAUUUUGAAUUUAUAUUAAUAGAUUUCAUGCGGCUGAGUAUAAAGAAAAUAUGA
Paramecium tetraurelia is the source of this 1200-nucleotide messenger RNA. RefSeq lists its product as uncharacterized. Gene Ontology annotation, molecular function: protein serine/threonine kinase activity; ATP binding. Gene Ontology annotation, biological process: protein phosphorylation. The transcript has 5 exons. The record is from RefSeq and is a predicted model, not a curated record. Lineage: Eukaryota; Ciliophora; Oligohymenophorea; Peniculida; Parameciidae.